Symbiodinium pilosum is the source of this 1440-nucleotide messenger RNA. The record is from the annotation of a GenBank genome assembly. Lineage: Eukaryota; Dinophyceae; Suessiales; Symbiodiniaceae.
AUGGCACCAGAGCGUUACGACCCGUUGCGUUUUUACUUGGAUCACAUUGACGGCAUCAAGAAAAAAUUGGCCGAGGCCGUAGUUCAGGUGGUGCCUGCAAGGCUGUUGAAGCGGCGCCGCUUUGCGUCUCCGGGAGUCCAUCGCUUCUACCAUUGGGAUGUACACACUUUCCUCACACGUCUGGAGAAAGCCUGCCAGACAGCAGAAGCAGCCUUGCGCGUUGCAACGCACACUGCCCCUGCACGAAACGUCCGCCGGACGCGUGUCCUGCUAUGCACCAUUCCAUCCAGCUACAAGGCUGUGAAAGUGCUACAGCUGCAGCAAGAUUAUGCGGACGACUUCCCCAAGAGGCUUUUCAUGGGCAUUUUGGAUGAGGCUGCUGCAACCGCUGAGACAUACAUCCCAUUGAUUUUGCGCUUGCGUGUUGAGAACCUGGCGCUGCCAGGUAUGCACGUGCUGCUGGGCGACCACAAGCAGCUCAGCCCGUUGGUGCUAGCUUCCGGCGGGGACCGCGAGAUCAAGGAAAAGCUGCUAGAUUUCAAGAUAUGUCAAAGCAAGGGUUCGACACUUCACUGCCUCUCGAACGACCAGCUUCCAGAGUCCUAUCAGAAAGAAAGGCCAGUAUUGAAGCCGAGGAAUGUGGACCGAAGUCUCAUGGAGCGAGCAAUUGACAACGGCCUUCGACCGCACGCCCUCAGGGUCCAGUACCGCAUGCCAGAGGUUCUCUGCAGGCUUGUGUCAGACCUUUUCUACGACGGUGGUACACUGCAGACGGCUCCACGGGAAACCAGAACGAUCACUGAUCACCUCGGACGUCUCUGCAUCGGGCCGCGGCGUGAGCUUCGCUGGUUCAAUGUGACGGUUUCGGAGCUUGACGUGGGCACUUCCAAGGUCAAUGCCUCAGCUGGCGUUCAAACCCAGUUCUUCCUGAAGUUGCGCCCGAAACUUCCUUUGGCUAAGGCAGCCCUGCUCCAGGAGAUUCUCUUGAAGGAGAUCCCACACCGAAUGAGCUCUGUGAAGGUUGUCACCGUCGAUGCAGCUCAAGGGUCAGAAGCUCCACGUAUCACCCUCUCCACCGUCCGAAGCAACUCCGCUUACAACAUAGGAUUUGCCCACAAUCCGCGGCGGCUGAAUGUGGCCAUCAGUCGGGCUCAGAAGACUUUGACCAUAGUUGGCAGCAGGGACGUCUUCGGCUAUUCCAAGCCAAAUUGGAACCGUGUGGUGGCUACCUUCAGCAGGCAAGGAGAAGUGGUUGCAGUGUCGCCCCACACGCUUCGGAGCUCGCCCUCUUGGCACGUCGCCGAGGAGCGUGCAUUACAAAUGUCUGAGCGUACCAAAGGCAAGGGUAAAGGCUCAGGCUCUCGUCCCCAAGAGCUCUGUCUCCAUUGGGCUCGUGGUCAUUGCAGGUAUGGAAGCACAUGCCGGUAUAAGCAUGACUAA